This is a messenger RNA of Oncorhynchus nerka (sockeye salmon), 2770 nucleotides long. Its product is annotated as serine/threonine-protein kinase NIM1-like. Gene Ontology annotation, molecular function: ATP binding; protein serine/threonine kinase activity; tau-protein kinase activity. The transcript has 4 exons. The coding region runs from base 365 to 1666 and encodes 433 amino acids. The record is from RefSeq and is a predicted model, not a curated record. NCBI's taxonomy places the organism in Eukaryota, Metazoa, Chordata, Actinopteri, Salmoniformes, Salmonidae. Gene Ontology annotation, cellular component: cytoplasm. Gene Ontology annotation, biological process: protein phosphorylation; microtubule cytoskeleton organization; intracellular signal transduction.
UUGACUCUGCAGCUUGAAUAGGCUGAUGCUCUCCAGGACCAUUACCAGGCGUACAGAUCAGAGCUGGGGAAACCUGGGAGAACAGCUAGAGACAUAUUCUGAGACCGUCAGUGGAAGUCAGAACCUAAAAGCUAAAUGGAGUUGGAUAUUUGUAUUUCAGAGUUUAAAAGACAUUGAGGAGGAUUGGAGAUCUACCGCUUGCUCCAUAGAAAGGAUUUGAUGGAUUUUACCAUGACUUCUGAAGCUGCUGUUUGGGUAUCCAAAGGUGCUGAGAGUCAUGAAAAUGUCUGACAUGGGAUAAAAGCAGAGCGACAGCUUUCAAACUUGAAGUCCAUAACCUGCCAUGACCUGAGCAGUAGUAAAGAUGCCAGGGGGGCAGUACCAGGUGUCCACCAGGAGGAAGACUCUCCACAGCCGCUAUAGCCUGUCAGUCAGCUCAUUAGGUCGGCAGGAUGAGGAGGAGGAUACCCCGCCACCAUGCCUCAGCCCUCUGGAGAAGCUCACCACCAAAAUGUGUCAGGAUGAGCAGACCAUCAAGGAGCUGAUUGUGGGCCGUAGGAUUGGCUUCUACAAGGUCCGAGGUGAGAUCGGCUCUGGAACCUUCUCCCACGUCAAAAUGGCCUUCCACUCCCUCACCAAAGACAAGGUGGCCAUCAAGGUGCUGGAUAAGAUGCGGCUGGAUGUUCAGGCCCAGAGGCUGCUCUCCAGGGAGAUCUCCAGCAUGGAGGCCCUGCAGCAUGCCAAUGUGGUGCGUCUGUACGAGGUGGUGGAGUCACACAGCCGACUCUACCUGGUGCUGGAGUAUGCCGGGGGAGGGGACCUCCACACACACAUCUGCUCCGAUGGCAAGCUGUCAGAAGCCGAGGCCAAGAUCACCUUCGCACAAAUCCUAUCCGCCAUCAAACACAUGCACGACAAAAACAUAAUCCACCGGGACCUGAAGGCUGAGAAUGUACUGUACACCUGUAAUGGCUGUGUGAAGGUGGCUGACUUUGGCUUCAGCACCAGGGUCACCAACUGCAGUGACACCCUGGACACCUUUUGUGGCUCUCCCCCCUAUGCCGCGCCUGAACUCUUCAGGGACGAGUGCUAUGUGGGGCCGCCAGUGGACGUAUGGGCCAUGGGCGUCCUGCUCUUCUUCAUGGUGACUGGCACCAUGCCCUUCCGAGCCGAAACCAUGGGCAAGCUGAGGCUCGCUGUUAUAGAGGGAGUCUACACCCUCCCACCCUGGGUGCCAGGCCCAUGCCAGCGGCUGAUUCGGGGCAUCCUGAAGCCUGUGCCAGUGGAACGCUAUGCGGUGGACCAGAUGCUGGGCUGUGACUGGCUGCUUCCUGUGGAAUACCCGUGGACUGUGGUGCCACCGGUCCCCCUCAACCCUCUGCGCCUGGCGGAUGCAGAGCCUGGGGAGCUGGAUGAGGAGGAGGAGGAGAUCAGGGCCUCCCUGGAGGAGCUGGGUGUCAACAUGGAACACAUACGCAACAAUGAGGGCAAGGACAGCCGCAGCCCCAUCACCGGACUUUACCGCAUCCUCUUACACCGUGCCCAGAAAAGGCGUGGCGCUGAGACUGUGCCUGUGGUCGGAGGAUUGGUCCGGGACCCUAAAAGAGAGGGCCUCCGAGCUUACAGAAGUCUGAUGCACUCCUCCAGGUUAUGUGUCCUUCAGUAAGUGACCAGCCUGGACGUGGGUCCUUGUAACCCUGCUUUAAUCCAUUGAAAAUUCACUCAGGGUCAUACAGCUACAAAUGUUUUAUUGCACUUUGGGAUGAAAGUGAAAAUGUGUUUUGUGUGAAUGUAACACAGGAACCUCUGUAGAUGAACAGUUGUGGUAACACACAGAUACUGAAACAUUGGACUGCUGGUCAUGAUGUCUCUAACAAAGUAAGAUUGUUAUUGGUAAUCUUUUGUGAAGCUGAAAUAGAGAUGUAAAAGUGCCUGAUGAAAUAAUGAGUCCCAUCAAAAUGAAUUUAAGAAGCACCCUUUUUAGUAUAGAAGUGAUACUUAUGGGGGCCUCCCGGGUGAUGCAGUGGUUAAGGGCACUGUACUGCAGCGCCAGCUGUGCCACCAGAGACCCUGGGUUCGCGCCCAGGCUCUGUCAUAACCGGCUGUGACCGGGAGGUCCCUGGGGCAACGCACAAUUGGCCUAGCGUCGUCCGGGUUAGGGAGGUUUUGGCCGGUAGGGAAAUCCUUGUCUCAUCGCGCACCAGCGACUCAUGUGGCGGGCCGGGUGCAGUGCGCGCUAACCAAGGUUGCCAGGUGCACGGUGUUUCCUCCGACACAUUGGUGCGGCUGGCUUCCGGGUUGGAUGGCGCUGUGUUAAGAAGCAGUGCGGCUUGGUUGGGUUGUGUAUCGGAGGACGCAUGACUUUCAACCUUCAUCUCUCCCGAACCCGUACGGGAGUUGUAGCGAUGGGACAAGAGUACCUAGUACCUACUAAACAAUUGGAUACCACGAAAUUGGGGGGAAAAAGGGGUCAAAAUUCCACACACAAAAAAAAAGUGAUACUUAUAUACUGUUAUUCAUAGCACAAUAGAGCGCAUGAAAUAUGAAGAAUGUGCUGAAAGAGCAUUGCUUUUAGACAACUCCUUGGUUGCUUGAUGAAACAUUGAUAGUCUCUGAAAUCAGUAUACUUGUUUGUCUUCGUGAUUUUUCUUGCCCUUAGAGAAGACUGAUUUUGUGCAGGUGAUUGUCUCUGUAUUAUAUUCGACCACCAAAUGGAACUUUUACCAUUGUGACUUAUUGAUGCUCUAAAUAAAGCGCAAUAAAGACUUAA